Trichoderma citrinoviride is the source of this 1151-nucleotide messenger RNA. RefSeq lists its product as hypothetical. Gene Ontology annotation, biological process: calcium ion transmembrane transport; intracellular calcium ion homeostasis. The record is from RefSeq and is a predicted model, not a curated record. Gene Ontology annotation, molecular function: calcium:proton antiporter activity. The annotation marks the transcript as partial. The transcript has a single exon. Gene Ontology annotation, cellular component: membrane; endomembrane system. Lineage: Eukaryota; Fungi; Ascomycota; Sordariomycetes; Hypocreales; Hypocreaceae.
GCCGCCAUCAACGCCUUCUUCGCCACCAUCGUCGAGGUUUUCCUCUACUGCGUUGCACUGAGCCAGGGCAAAGGCCAGCUCGUCGAGGGAAGCAUCGUGGGUAGCAUAUUUGCCGGCAUCCUGUUCUUGCCCGGCAUCUCCAUGUGCUUCGGCGCCCUGAAACGGAAGACGCAGCGAUUCAACGCCAAGUCGGCCGGCGUGACGUCCACGAUGCUGCUCUUUGCCGUUGUCGGAGCCUUUGGCCCAACGCUCUUCUACCAGAUCUACGGUACGCAUGAACUGAACUGCAUGGACUGCGAGGACUAUGUCUACGGCGGCAUCAUCGGGGGCGGCGCCGCACGCGAUUGCCGGCGGUGCUACUUUUCGCAGGCACCUGCUCUUGACGACCGCUUCUACCUCGAGGCCGUGCGGCCGUACUGUUACUCUGCCGCCAUCCUGCUCUUCUGCUCAUACCUCAUCGGCCUGUGGUUCACGCUGCGCACGCACGCAGCCGUCAUCUGGAACUCCGAGGUGGAGGAGAAGCGACACGAGGAGGCCAUGCACGCAUCGGCAACGCUUCGACCGCCGCACCAGCCGUCAACGGCCGAGGGCGCCGGGGCUGAUAUCCGCGAUUCCAACCUGUACAAGCGCAUCCUGGGCCAGUCGCUCAAGCAGGUCGGCCUGCCGGACGCCUCCCGCCCGAGCUCCACGACUGCCCAGGAAGCCGGUGGUGCCAACGGACCAAGCAGCACCCCCCAUGUGGUACCGCCCAGGGGCGGUGCCGAGGAAGAUCAGCAGCAGCCGCCCUUGCGAUCGACGACCAAGGUACCCGCCCUGAGCCAGGUCGACAACAACCUGGUGCGCGAGGUCGCCGAGAUUGCUGCCACGGCUGCCACGAUUGCCUCGCGCGACCGGUACGCGCACAAGCAGUCCACGGCCGGCCCAGCAACGCCACGGCCGCACGGCGCCAGCCGAGCCAGCCACGCCCCCGACGUCGAGGAAGAUGCCGCCACUGCGGGAGCGGCCACUGCGCACGCCGGCGGUCACGGCCAUGACGCGCCCAACUGGAGCCGCACCAAGAGCACCGUGAUCCUGCUGGGAGCCACCAUUCUGUACGCCAUCAUCGCCGAGAUCCUGGUCGACACCGUCGACGUCGUGCUCGAGAGCUUCUC